Pocillopora meandrina is the source of this 3085-nucleotide messenger RNA. Lineage: Eukaryota; Metazoa; Cnidaria; Anthozoa; Scleractinia; Pocilloporidae. The record is from the annotation of a GenBank genome assembly.
AUGGACCAAGCUCCAAAGACGCAGUAUGUAUUUUUGAACAGAACCUCUAAACUGUGGUGCCCAAUGAAAGGUGCGCCGGCUCCAUACAUUGUAUGGAGAAAAGAUGGUGUCGCUGUUCAAAAUAGUACCAGCAUAACAUUUCAGCUUAAAGUAACUUCGGAAAACAACGUGAAUUACAGCUGCGAGGCAAGAGGAGAUGGAGAGGUGUUAAGAAGGAACAUCAGCCUCAGAAUUGAAGGUGAGGUUUUAUUGUUUUGUUGAUGUAUAUCAGCACUUUGCGCAAUUGGAUUGUCUAAACCUGUACUUUUUCAUUUGCUCAAAAUUCUAACCACCCCAAAAAACGUUUAAGCUACUUUGGUGGUUGGGUCUUAUUUUACCUUUCAAAAGUAAUCUUUCUAUAUCCUUUUAAUUUAACUUGUAUGUUGUUUUUAGGUAUGAAUGUUAAUUAUUGGUAUGAUAGUUAUCUGGUGAAGGAAGCGACGUGUAUGAUGAGAACCAAAGUAAAUUCACAUUUAUGUGCUUAAACUUAUUUCUAUUCCAAGUGAAGUUAGUAUGCCACAGUUUGUCGAUUUUGGCGCCUGCAUACAGUGUAACUGAAGUUCGUGUUUUCGUUCUGGUUUUCAUCUUUGACUCAUGAUCUAUUAAUUUACAUCGUAACUCUGAAGCGUUACUCUAAUCUUGGUAAUUGUGAUUUUACAGUAAUGUUCUAUGGAAAUUAAACAUCCUUCGUUGCCAAACAACUGACUUAACUCUUUCAAAUUUGAAGCCUUUGAUGAUGAAUUUUAACGGCCAACAUUUUUGCCUCAUUUUAGAGUGCCCAGACCCUUGCGAAUGUGACGUCUUCCACCAAACUAUCGUUAGUGUGAAUUGUAGUGGAAAAAGCUUUAAUUUAAUUCCAUGGAAAUUUCCGCCUGUCAUGUCAAAAUUGUGAGUGUAAUUAAACAGUUAUAAACACCAAGAAAAGAUAAUGACCCAGAGGACUACUUCUCCACUAAAAGCCCUAUUCUUAGAGGAAUUCCUCUUAUGCUAUUGUAGGCCUUAUUCUCAAAGGAAUUACUUUCAUGUUGUUGCAAGACUCAAAUCAAUUAGGACAACCCCAGGACAAUGUAAAUGUACAAUAACUUGUAGUCGAAUUCUUAAUGUUCAUGUUCUACAUUGAUUGAAUAUCCCCUAGGACAAUGGAAAAUGUACCGUAAAAAUAGUUUAAGAGAGAUAAGUUCAAGAAUAAAGCUUACAUGUGGAAUUCAGUCACUUUAGUUGAUCCUAAUGUGCAAAUGUUCUACAUUGGAUUAAAAAGCUAUAUUUGCUUUAUUAGGUUGAUCAAAGAGUGUAAUAAGUUGUCAAGCCACGCUUACGAAGAAUCUUAACUCAACUUAAGUUUUAACUCUUAAUUUCAACAAAGGUUGCAGUAUACGGAGCUGGAAUUGUUCAAUAAUACGUCACUGAAAUAAAAGUGAAAAAAAUAAACUCAUCAGUUCAGUUUUGUUUGUCUGUUAACGUUGCGACGAACUUAGUUUGCGCUACUUUUUCACUUUCACUGGUGACCAGAUACAAAACAUUAUUUAUAUGAAGACUACAGAUAAGGAAUAAAUUCUUCGAUCAAUAAAAUUUGAACCAUAAAACAGUUGCUCAAUACCAAAGGGAGUAAAAGAACGCCAAUCAUAGGAACCACUGCAUGAGCCAAUUGCUAGUGCUUCUCUUAACAUUGCAAAGCUCAGUGGCCCACUGGUGUGGGUGUUUGACUCCAGAUUGACAGGUCCGGGUUUAAGCCCUGGCCAGAUCAAUGUAUGGUGUUUUGGAGAAAGACAUACUCUCCAGCUAGGGGUCAAAAAUAGAUAAAGCGAAACUAAGAAACUACAGAAACUAUUGAUGAAGUUCCCGGCGAUGGGCUAUCUUUCCGCUCAAUUGGACUAUCACUACUUUUAAUAACCUUACUCUUCAGAAAGUGGCAAAAUAUCUGGCGGUGAUGGGUCAUUAGGCUGACGAGAGUAACCUAUGAUUCAAGAUACGAUAUCAGUAAUCUAUUAGUUACUUUCUUUAUGUAUCUCUUUAUAGUUUUCAUAAUGAAGAGAUUAAACGUUCAGGUGUCAUUCUUAUCGUAACGGUUGUAUUCAGCAUGUACUUUACACUUUUCUAACGUUAUCUUGAUAGGUACUUGAGCAACAACAAGCUGAGAGACUUGCCCCAAGGAAUCUUCAGUAAUUAUUCCCAGCUGGAAUUGCUGUAAGCCAAGACUAUUUCUUAUCCGUGUCAGACUCAUUUAUAGGGAUUCUUGAUAGGAAUUUGAGUAAUGGUGAACUAAAGGACUCCUUUCCGAGUUAUUUGCAGUUAUAAUGUUGAGUCUUUCUAGCUCCCAAAAAUCAUGACUAGCUCCGCCCAACCUUUAUUUGAACACCUCAAGUGUACUUGAACUCAUUCCUUCAGUCACUGUGUCAAUGACACGGACUGACGUGUGACCUUGUGGCCUAAUCGUCCGGAUGAGUGUAGUCCUGCGAAGGACAAUAUUCUUUAAUCAACCCUUAGGAUAACCUCCGCCGGACUUAUAGAAACGUUGGAAAUUGGCUCCGAACACAAUUCUUCGCAGCACCACUCUCACCCGUACAAUAAUAACUACCCGAUAAAAUCUUCUUCAUUUGGGGAAUCUCCCCGCUAGAGAUUAUGAAAUCCCCUCUCUGCUUUUUUAAUGUUCAUGGUAUUUAAGCAAUACCCCCUCCCCCCUCCCCCUCUCCAGGCUCUUAAUUUACAUAGAGCUCCCAAAUCUAAGAACUAAGGCACAGUCUCCAAAAAUUAAAAAAAACAGUCAACGUGAAAAUGGAACAUGCUCACUUACAGUUCUAGUUAAGCAAAAAAUAGGUUAUAUUCAUAUAGAGAAGGAAGGAUUACAUAGAUUUGUUUGAGCCUCCAUAUCAAAGCAUACAAGAAAGAACAGCAUCACCGGAUAUACACUCUAAUUUAACGUAAUUAUCAAAUACAUGGCAAUGAACACCACCCUCUAUCAAUUCUUGGCAGGGAAAUCAGCAACAACCUGUUGAAGGAAUUACCAUCAGGCAUAUUCAGUAACAAUACCAAGCUGUCCUUCUUGUAA